This is a messenger RNA of Silurus meridionalis, 3572 nucleotides long. It is a transcript of the gene tnpo3, whose product is annotated as transportin 3. Gene Ontology annotation, cellular component: cytoplasm; nuclear membrane. The coding region runs from base 134 to 2908 and encodes 924 amino acids. Lineage: Eukaryota; Metazoa; Chordata; Actinopteri; Siluriformes; Siluridae. Gene Ontology annotation, biological process: protein import into nucleus. The transcript has 23 exons. The record is from RefSeq and is a predicted model, not a curated record.
CACUGGUUUCUACCCGGACAAGUUUGUGGAGCACACGGGUUUUCUCUGCGUCUAUUUGAGAUGGCGCUCAAUCUGUAAAGAGAGUGAGGCCUGUAUUUAUAUUGAUAAUAUAGUUUAGGCAGACACGACGGAGAUGAUGGAUGGUGGGAAACCCUCGUUGGCUCUUGUUUAUCAGGCGGUACAGGCGCUUUAUCACGACCCGAAUCCCGCCGGGAAGGAGCGAGCUUCGGUGUGGCUCGGAGAACUGCAGAGAUCGAUGUAUGCCUGGGAGAUCUCAGACCAGCUAUUACAAAUGAAGCAGGAUGUUGAGUCAUGUUACUUUGCUGCACAAACCAUGAAAAUGAAAAUUCAGACAUCAUUCUAUGAGCUUCCUCAAGAGACACACCUUGCCCUUCGUGACUCUUUGCUCUCCCACAUUCAGAACCUUAAAGACCUCUCACCUAUCAUCAUUACACAGCUGUCCCUGGCAAUUGCUGAUCUUGCACUGCAGAUGCCAUCAUGGAAAGGCUGUGUUCACACACUCAUAGAAAAGUACAGUAAUGAUGUGACUUCAAUGCCUUUUCUGAUUGAAAUCCUCACAGUGCUGCCAGAGGAAGUGCACAGCCGAUCAUUGAGGAUAGGUGCUAACCGGCGAACAGAGAUCAUAGAGGACCUUGCAUACUAUUCUACCACUGUCGUUACACUGUUGAUGACAUCCCUGGAGAAGUCUGGGAGUGAUGAGAAGAUGCUUAUUAAAGUUUUCCGCUGCUUAGGCAGUUGGUUUAAUCUGGGUGUGCUGGACAGCAACUUCAUGGCGACUAAUCAGUUGUUGGUGGUUCUAUUCCAAGUGCUACAAAGGGAUGAGUCCCUUACUAACUUGCAUGAAGCCGCAUCAGACUGUGUGUGCUCAGCCCUCUAUGCCAUUGAGAAUGUAGAUACACAUAUGCCUCUUGCCAUGCAGCUGUUCCAGGGUGUUUUAACAUUAGAAACGGCUUACCACAUGGCUGUGGCCCGUGAGGACCUUGACAAGGUGCUGAAUUACUGCCGGAUUUUUACUGAGUUGUGCGAGACUUUUAUGGAAAUUACUGUCAGGACCCCAGGACAAGGCAUGGGGGACUUGCGCACAUUGGAGCUGUUGCUCAUUUGUGCUGGACAUCCUCAGUAUGAGGUGGUAGAAAUCUCUUUCAACUUCUGGUAUCGCCUGGGGGAACAUCUAUACAAGACAAAUGAUCCAGCACUGCAUGGUGUUUUCAAACCCUAUAUCCAAAGACUACUACACAGCCUGGCACGUCAUUGUCAGCUAGAUCCAGACCAUGAAGGAAUUCCGGAAGACACAGAUGACUUUGGAGAGUUCAGACUGAGGGUUUCGGAUCUUGUCAAGGAUGUUAUUUUCCUUGUAGGCUCAAUGGAGUGUUUCUCACAGUUGUACUCUACCCUCAAAGAGGGAAAUCCACCCUGGGAAGUUACUGAAGCUGUGCUUUUCUUAAUGGCUUCUAUUGCUAAGAGUGUAGACCCUGAGAACAACCCUACCUUGACAGAAGUGCUGGAACAAAUUGUGCUUCUUCCUCAGACAGUGCACAUUGCUGUGCGCUACACCAGCAUUGAAUUGGUGGGAGAAAUGAGUGAGGUGAUGGACCGCAACCCUCGCUUAUUAGAUCCUGUGCUAGAAUAUUUAAUGAAGGGGCUGCGGGAGAAGCAGUUGGCUUCGGUAGCAGCAAAAGCCAUUCACAACAUGUGCUCAGUGUGCCGGGAACACAUGGCACAACACUUCCAAGGCCUGCUUCACAUUGCACGAUCACUGGACUCCUUCGCUCUCAACACAGAUGCCGCCAUUGGCCUACUCAAGGGAACAGCACUUGUGCUGGCAAGGCUUCCACUGGAGAAGAUAGCAGAGUGUCUGAGUGAUUUGUGCUCUGUUCAGGUCAUGGCUCUAAAGAAGCUGCUGUCUCAGGAGUCCAGUAAUAGAAAAUCUUUAGACCCUACAGUAUGGCUGGACAGACUGGCAGUAAUCUUCAGACACACAAAUCCUUUUGUAGAGAAUGGACAAAUCCACCCUUGUCAAAGAGUCAUCCAGGAGAUCUGGCCAGUGUUAUCAGAAACAUUGAACACACACCAGGCAGAUAACCGCAUUGUGGAGCGCUGUUGCCGCUGCUUGAGGUUUGCUGUGCGCUGUGUGGGAAAGGGAUCGGCCGCGCUACUACAGCCACUCGUCACACAGAUGGUGAGUGUGUACCAGGUGUACCCACACUCAUGCUUCCUGUACUUGGGCAGUAUUCUGGUGGAUGAAUAUGGCAUGGAGGAGGGCUGUAGACAAGGCCUGCUGGACAUGCUACAGGCGCUCUGCAUGCCCACCUUUCAGCUGCUGGAGCAGCCCAAUGGCCUGCGCAACCACCCUGACACUGUUGAUGAUCUGUUCAGACUUGCUACUAGGUUUAUUCAGCGCAGCCCUGUCACAUUGCUAAGCAGCAGUAUCAUUGUCCACAUCAUCCAGUGUGCCAUUGCAGCCACGACGCUUGACCACCGAGACGCUAACUGCAGUGUUAUGAAGUUUGUCAGAGACCUCAUUCACACUGGGGUUUCCAAUGAUCAUGAGGAUGACUUUGAGGUGCGGAAACGUCUGAUUGCUCAGGCAAUGCAGCAGCAUGGGCAGCAACUAGUAACACAGCUAAUACACACCUGCUGUUUCUGCCUGCCUUCAUACACACUGCCAGAUGUGGCUGAAGUGCUUUGGGAGAUCAUGGUAUUUGAUCGACCGAUAUUUUGCCGCUGGCUUGAAGUGGCUCUAAAAAGCCUUCCCAAGGAGAUGUCAGGAGGAGCUGUAACAGUCACUCACAAACAGCUAACAGACUUCCAUAAGCAGAUCACAAGUGCAGAGGAAUGUAAGCAGGUAUGUUGGGCAGUGAGAGAAUUCACCAGGCUUUAUCGAUAGCUGGAUUUGCACACUCAUGCUUCAGUGUCAGAGUGUCAGGUAAAAUCUUGUGUUUGUAAACAUCAAAAUGACAACAGAGAGGCUCUGAAUUGGAUGCUUUUUGAAAAAUUAAAACGAUUUUUGGGACUAAGCACCAUGGAGAGCCGGUGAGACAGUGCAGCUUCGGGGUGAAAGGAAAUGCUUUCAGGGAGAGAAGAAAAGUCCAUUCCCUUCCUUUGCUCGCUUGCUAAGCACACUGCUGCUAUAGCCACAAGAAGUAAUCUUGUUAAAGAGUGCAAGAAAGUGUACACCCAUAUUCAGCCAAAACAAAAAAUUAAACAAGAAUGUGCCUGGUUGCAGCUCAUAACUCAUUGUAGAAAAAAUAGACUUUAGACAUUUUUUUAAACAGAAAUGGAGAGAUUUAUUUUCAUGGACGUGUCUUUAUGAAUCAGCUUGUUGCUGUCACUAUUAUAAAAUGAUGCUCAAGGACUUGGCAGUGGAAGGGAAAUACUGGGUGUUUUGAAUCUUUUUAUCAUUGACGGACUUUUACCAUCAUGAAUGAGUAACAGAUUGGAUUAACCGAAAUGUAUACAUUUUGUUCUUCCACUUUUUUGGCAUAGCGAGAAGCACAACCCAUCGGCAAUGUGUAGCCAUCUCAUGAACAAUAAAAUCAAAUUGGCCGUGA